AUGGAAGUCACUCGGUGCGGUAUUCACGGUUUCCAUGAAACCCUUGGGAUCGACACUGAUGAGAUUCGUUUCUUCUGGGUCCUUGAAGGUGGCUGUUCGAGGUCAGAGCAGACUGCCUACCGUAUAGCAGUGUCUUCUGAGAAGAAGGGUCUCGAGGAGCAGCCGGAUGCCUGGGACUCUGGGCGUGUUGAGAGCGAUGCGCAGCGCAACAUUAUAUGCAAACCCGAGUCCGGUUUCAAGUCAACGACAACGUACUACUGGCAAGUGACAGUCUGGGACCAGGAAGGUAAAGAGUCGAAGAGCGCUGUCAAUGAUUUUUAUACCUCGUACCCGCGCUCAUCGAGGCUACUUCCUCCGUAUAGCAUGAACCAAACUUAUAUGCCGCACACUAAUCUCAUCUUCCGCACCUGGUUCGAAAAUGAGGCGGACCGAUGGAAAGCCGUCUGGAUUGGAAACGGAGGCGACAAGCCAAUAUACCUCCGCAAAUCGAUCCAACUGUCUUCUGCUAAACGCGUCGAGAAAGUAGUCAUCUUCGCUUCAGGGCUGGGUCACUUCAAUCUCUUCGUUAACGGAAAGCCUGCCUCGACGCACGUUCUCGACCCCGGAUGGACAAACUACCACCGGACCGUGCAAUUCGUCGGCUACAACGUAACGCCGCAGUGGAGCGAGAAGGAGAAUGUGAUCGGAGCACAUGUCGGUAACGGUUUCUACGCGGGCGAUCAAGGGGACCGGUUCUUCUGGCCAAUGUACGAGGACAACACGUACGUUCGGUACGGGAAUGAGCUGUGUUUCUUCGCGGAGAUCCAUGUGCACUAUGACGACGGUUCCCAUGAAACGAUCAUUUCUGACCCAAGCUGGAAGGUGCGCAAGAGCGCGACGACGCUGGCCAAUAUAUAUGCCUCUGAAGAUCAUGACCGGCGGGGGUAUCCAUUUGGGUGGGAUACACCAGGCUAUGAUGAUAGCACCUGGGCCUCUGCUAAGCCGUUGACUGGGCCUAGAGGCAAACUUCGAUACCAGAGUCAGCCGCCAGUUAUCCUACACAAUCUCUUCACCCCAGUUAAGCACAAGCAGCUCCGGCCCGGGGUGACAAUGUUCGAUUUGGGCCAGAAUUCCAGUAUCAUGCCGCGUGUUGAGGUCAGUGGGCCUGCUGGCUCAGAGAUCAUCAUCCGGUACUCAGAGACGGUCGACGAUGUGGGUUCAGUGUUUAUGCCCGAUCCUUUGUUCAAAGAGUUCGAGUAUGGCGUGUAUUCCAAACUCAUACUAUCAGGGACUGGGGUCGAAAUCUGGACACCAGACUUCUCUUUUACAAGCGCACGGUAUAUUCAGAUUGAAGGUGCGUCGCUCGACGAGACCGACAACCUCCCAACAAUCCAUUCUGUCAGUGCUCGACACAUCUCGUCGGCUGCAAGGCAGCUUGGAUACGUCAAAACAGAUAGGAAGGACGUGAAUGACCUAAUAAAUGCCUGUUACUGGACGUUCUCCUCAAACAUCUUCAGCUACCACACAGACUGCCCACAAAUCGAGAAGUUCGGCUGGCUCGAGGUAACUUCACUCCUUGCACCGGCGACUCAGUACGUUCGAGAUAUGGAAGCUGUUUACUCCAAAAUCCUGGACGAUAUCAUCGAUACCCAGGAAUCAAACGGUCUUGUGCCCACAAUGGCACCAGAAAUCAGAUACAUGUGUGGUCCGCUCCACGACACGAUCACUUGGGGCUGCGCAAUUGCAUUUCUUCCGGAACUGAUCAAGCGAUACUAUGGCUCAACGGAAGUAUUCGGCAAGAUAUAUCAGCCUUGCAUUCGGUACAUGGAGUACAUGAAAACAAAAGAGCGACAAGGAGGUCUAAUUGAGCACGGACUCGGCGAUUGGGGCCGCGAUAUUGCGUUCGGGAACCACCAGGCGAACAUUGAGACAGCAGUGUACUACCGAUGUCUACGCAACGUUGCCUUAAUGGCCAAAGAACUGGGCCAAGCAGACGAUGAAGCGAAAUUCACCGCGUGGGCGGAACGGAUUUAUGCUGUGUAUAACAAGCACCUCCUGAUCAAUGACAAAGCUUCUCGCCCAUACGCCUUCUACACCUCACUCGACAAUCCAGGUACCUACGAUUGCACGAUGGUCGCGCAAGCUGUCGCUCUGCAAUUCGGUCUCGUUCCUGUAGAGCACCGGGCAGAGGUGAUAAAAGCCUUCCUGUCCGCCUGCGAGGCGUCAGGAAAUCGCAUCGAGGCCGGCGAAAUAGGCCUAAAGUACCUUUGGAACACACUCGCAGAACCGGAUGUCGACCGCCCAGAUAUUGUGCUGGCCAUGGCGCGGCAGGAAGAGCAUCCCAGUUAUAUGCGGUUUCUCCGACGGGGCGAAACGACGCUUCUUGAGUUCUGGCAAGAUGCGUGCCGCUCAAAGUGCCAUGAUAUGCUGGGAACAAUAUAUGAAUGGUUCUAUGAAGCUGUACUUGGCGUGAAGCCGGUCGGGGAUGCGUAUAAAACGUGGACAUUGCGGCCACCGUUUGUGAGUGAGUUUGGACUUGUGGAGGGAGAGGUUGACUGUCCGUACGGGCUGAUCAAAGUGCGAUUUGAGAGAGGGGAAUCUGGAAAGGUCAGAUUGGAUGUGAGGAUCCCAACGAGUACGAACUGUAGGCUGGUUCUUCCUGUUGGUGCCAGGGUCGUUGCAGGACUGCCCACAAAGGUACGAGUCUCUUCGAAGAGCGAGAUCCAUCUACCACAAGGAGAACACCAGCUUGUUGUUUCUCUCUGA
Messenger RNA from Aspergillus nidulans FGSC A4, 2745 nucleotides. RefSeq names its product protein rhaF. Gene Ontology annotation, molecular function: alpha-L-rhamnosidase activity. Lineage: Eukaryota; Fungi; Ascomycota; Eurotiomycetes; Eurotiales; Aspergillaceae. The transcript is spliced from 2 exons. The record is from RefSeq and is a predicted model, not a curated record. The coding region runs from base 1 to 2745 and encodes 914 amino acids. Gene Ontology annotation, biological process: carbohydrate metabolic process.